Molecule: messenger RNA, 621 nt
Organism: Arthroderma uncinatum
Lineage: Eukaryota; Fungi; Ascomycota; Eurotiomycetes; Onygenales; Arthrodermataceae
Exons: 3
Coding region: 1-621 (206 amino acids)
Source: RefSeq, a predicted model, not a curated record
AUGCGCACUGGAAUCUUUGCUCUCGUUACCCUCCUCGUGAGCGGUGCCAUGGCCGGCGACUGGCGCAAGGUUGAGCCCCAUACCGUGAAGGCUCUCCGUGACCUUCGCGUCCGCCAGAACGGUGGCUCUUCCUUCAUCCCCGGAACCACCCAGGGUCACGGCAGCAACUGUGUCGAGGCCUUUGGUGCUGGAUUCGAGCUCUGUGCCAACAGCAAGAUCUGCUACAACCCAACUGGGGGUGAUCUCUGCUGCGCUGAAGGAUAUCCUUGCCCAAGCGGAAGCUUCUGUCUCACCAAGGGAUACUGCUGCCCUAACGGUCUUGACCCCAAGGAGUGUGCUAAGCAGCACAACAUCGAGCUCCCUCCAAACUUCGGCAAGCCCCCAGUGAGCCCAAGCGGUGUCCCAUACCCAACUGGCACUGUUCCAUCUGGCUCUCCAGCACCAACUGGCACCGGCACUCGCCCAACUGGAACUGGCACUCGCCCAACCGGCACCACCAUCCCACCAACUGGCACCAAGACCUCCAGCCCACCAAUCUACACUGGUGCUGCCAGCCAGAACAUCGUCCAGGGCGCUGCCGCCGCCGUUGUUGCCAUCGGUCUCAUCCAGAACCUUUUGUAA